AUGCUCCUCUCACUCGUCACAGUCACCGCAAUCCUCCAGCUGGCGGUAGCGACGAACCUCAGCCCGCCGAUUCUCUACUCCCGCCACGGAUCCCAACACGGGUCCCUCGAGAAACGCUGGGCUGCGGGAUCGCAGAACGUUGCCAGUUCAAGGGGGAUGUGUUUGUCGGGUGUUGUGGGAAUUUCCUCGGGUGGGCCCAGGCCCUUUUUCGUUGUUGGAUAUCAGGGUGUUGGUGUUGAUGUUCGCAGGGGCUGCACAGGCGAAGCAACACGAGUCACGGUCCACACGCCUUACUCGACUCUUACCCUCGGCGCGAUGACUGAGGUUUCUGCUACGGCUACGGGAACCACGACGACAGAGCAGAUGUUUACGGCGAUUUCGGCUACGGCGUCUGCGACCACGACCACGACGUCGAGAUCGAGGAGUGAGAGUGAGAGUACUUCGCAUUCUCAUUCGCGCGUGUCCGCGUCGAGUUCCUCUGCAGGGAGCACGAGCACGAGCACGAGUGUAACCGAGGCCGAGACCGAGACGACAACGACUGCUUCGACUCCGACGACAACAGCGAGGUUCUCGCAGAGUUCGUCGUCGCCGAAUAAUAACGGGGGAUCUAGCGCGGGUGUGGGUUUGGGGAUACCCGUUCUGGCUGAAAUGGUCGCUCUGGGUGCUGUUCUGUUGUGA
Messenger RNA from Aspergillus thermomutatus, 678 nucleotides. RefSeq names its product putative GPI anchored protein. The record is from RefSeq and is a predicted model, not a curated record. The transcript has 2 exons. The coding region runs from base 1 to 678 and encodes 225 amino acids. NCBI's taxonomy places the organism in Eukaryota, Fungi, Ascomycota, Eurotiomycetes, Eurotiales, Aspergillaceae.